GUUUCCUCCCCGCACGCUGGGAGUCUCGCUUCCUGUGCAGGCCUGGCGCCGGCUCCUCCGCGGCCUGCAGCUAUGGGACCAAGGCCCCGAGAGGGAAGUCACUUACCAGAGUGUAGUAGGUUCUUCAUCCACAGCUCAAGUCUUCUAACUCUUGGGAACAGCAAGACCUGCCCUCCCAGCUCCUCUCCUCAUGCUCUGGUCUGCGUGGGCCUGCAUCGACCCAGAGUGAAUUCACAAUCAGUCCAACAUGAACUGGAAGGUCCUUGAACAUGUGCCCCUGCUGCUGUAUAUCUUGGCAGCGAAAACCUUAAUUCUCUGCCUGGCAUUUGCCGGAGUCAAAAUAUACCAAAGGAAAAGGUUGGAAGCCAAACAGCAAAAACUGGAAGCCGAGAAAAAGAAGCAGGCAGAGAAGAAGGAUAACUGAAGGGGAAUCAAAGGUACAGGGACUUCGCACCGUCAAAGGAUACGAAUUUGCAAUUUACAUGUCAGCCUGAGUGGAUUCCAGCUGAGAAGACAGAGGAAACGGUUAUUGGAGGAUGUGUCACAGGAUCAACUCCCUGCCUGUACGGUUAACUUAAAAUUAUAUCAAUUUUUUUAUGCUCUUAAAAGAACCACUAUUUUAUUUACUGAAAUAAAAUACCUUUGUAA
Molecule: messenger RNA, 648 nt
Organism: Nyctereutes procyonoides (raccoon dog)
Lineage: Eukaryota; Metazoa; Chordata; Mammalia; Carnivora; Canidae
Gene: SMIM11
Product: small integral membrane protein 11
Exons: 5
Coding region: 248-424 (58 amino acids)
Source: RefSeq, a predicted model, not a curated record